Molecule: messenger RNA, 1215 nt
Organism: Drechmeria coniospora
Lineage: Eukaryota; Fungi; Ascomycota; Sordariomycetes; Hypocreales; Ophiocordycipitaceae
Exons: 1
Coding region: 1-1215 (404 amino acids)
Source: RefSeq, a predicted model, not a curated record
AUGGCACCUCGCAGAGCCGUCGCGGCGGUGGGGGGUGGUGAUGCAACGUCAACCCACGACGAGGCAGACUCCGACGACUCGGUUCCGCCUGUUUUCAACACCACAUUCUCGACUCAUCGCGUGUCGCCACUGUACGUCGGUCCCGGUGGGCUCACAACGGCUCGGCUCGAGCUGCUAGCACAUCGGUUGCGUGACACCCUCGUCGGUGACGUCGUCCGCGGUAUCCAGGUGGCCGUCGAGGCAUCAGACACGCCAAUGGGCCAAGUCGGUACCCUGCGAUCCGUCUCCAUCCGCUGGUUCCAGCCAUCAAGCUUCGUCAUGGCUGGGUCUGCGGAAGGAUUUCUCGACGGCGACGACGGUGGCAAUCAGCUCCCGGACGUUGAGCAAAAGGGCCUGUCGAUCGAACUUCGGCAUGAGAACGCUUCCUACAGGGCGAUACUUUUGCCUAGCUUCUCGGCUCACAGCGAGGUCAGACCCACGCCGAGAUGGGCCAUGCCGCAGGGAAACGAAGCAGCCGACGCGGGCCACUUUGUUGAGCUUCCACUGCUGCUGCUGAGGAUGCCGCAGGCGCUCAAGGCCGUUCUGGGCGGUUGGCUCGCGACGACGUUUGAUUGCCGCGUAAGCAAGCUCGUCCUCGGCACGAAGACGCUCGUCGGCGUGUGGGAGAGUUGGAUCAAAACGGCAGGAGUGUCGAGCAAGGGCCCCGACUUUGUCUUCACCCUAUCCUUCCACGCAGCGCCGGCUCGCGUUGCGGGCGAGGACGCGACGGCCGAAACGGAGCAUGGUCUUCGGACGCUCGAAGUCACGGUGGCUCCCACCGACCUGCGACGCUUCCUACGGGCGGGGGACGCGGACGGCCCGUUGAACGGUUUGGACAGGGCCGCCUCUGCCAGCUGGGCCGGCGACGGGCGCGAGCGACGGAGGCUCGCGGGGGGCAACGUCGAUGACGGCUGGGCCUGGCGUACGCUCGACGAGGCGCCGAAGCAUCCCUUUACGGAAGCGCUGGCACGCUAUCUCGACCGCCAUCUCGCGCUGAACCUUUUCCACCCAAGCGUGCGUGUCGUUCAGAUCUCGUGCGGCGCCUUUGUGCUGGCGCAGUCGCGGCUCAAGCUCGUCAAGCUUGGCGAUGUCACAGCCGAUCUCGUGCGAGCGUCGUGGAUGUUUCUGACGCAGCUCGGCGCUCGUGUACGGGACGACGCAUUGGUCAAGGGGUGA